Messenger RNA from Stegastes partitus (bicolor damselfish), 2473 nucleotides. RefSeq names its product protein phosphatase 1, regulatory subunit 12C (gene ppp1r12c). The record is from RefSeq and is a predicted model, not a curated record. NCBI's taxonomy places the organism in Eukaryota, Metazoa, Chordata, Actinopteri, Pomacentridae. Gene Ontology annotation, cellular component: cytoplasm. Gene Ontology annotation, molecular function: protein kinase binding; phosphatase regulator activity; enzyme inhibitor activity. Bases 117 to 2312 code for a protein of 731 amino acids. The transcript has 19 exons.
GGAGCGCAGCCAGAGCGACAACCAGGAAGUGAAAGCACACACAUGGAGGGUGUGUCUGCCGCUGCCUCUGUGCGUUUUAUUUUUAAAAACACCGUCCUCCGCGGAUAGAUUAAGUCAUGGGGGACUCGGCGAGGACCAAGCGGCGGGAGCAGCUGAAGCGCUGGGCCGGCUCCUGCACCGACAAGGCGUCGGACGUGCCCAGGCGGAGGCGGCGGGGCGACGCCGGGGACGGAGCAGGGGAGCCCGAGGCCGAGCUCUGCGACUCGCCGACGGAGCAGCCAGUGUGUUUGGGCAGAGAUGAGCCAAGCCCCGUCCUCAGACGACGGAAAAGGGUGAGGUUUGAUAGCGCUGCGGAGUUCCUGGCUGCUUGUGCCAGUGGCGACACCGAGGAGGCCCAGGUGAUGCUGGAGGAGGCCAAAGAAGCCAAAAGGAGGAACGGGGAUGACGAGGCCGAUAUUAUCAACUGUUCUAAUGCUGAUGGAAUAACUGCUCUGCAUCAGGCCUGCAUUGAUGGCAGCAUGGAGAUGGUGACCUUCCUUCUGGAGCGCAGUGCCAGCGUGAACCAGGUGGACAGCGAGGGAUGGACGCCGCUGCAUGUCGCGGCCUCCUGCGGCUACCCUGACAUUGCAGAUUUCCUGUUGCAGCGGGGAGCAUCUCUUUCUGCUGUGAACUGUGACGGUGAUGUUCCUCUGGACAUCGCUCUGGAUGAGACCACCGAGUCACUCAUUCAGGAUUACGCUCUGAGACAGGGUGUGGACUUGGAUGCAGCCAAGCGUCUGGAGGAGGAACAGAUCAUGGUAGAUGCCCGGACCUGGCUGACCGAAGGUCCGCCUGCUGAUGUUCAACACCCAAAAACUGGAGCCACCCCGCUUCACGUAGCUGCAGCUAAAGGCUACCUAGAGGCCUUGAAGAUACUCUGUCAGUGUGGGCUGGAUGUGUCUGCUGUGGACUUCGAUGGCUGGACGCCUCUCCACGCUGCAGCGCACUGGGGUCAGGGCGAGGCCUGUCGCGUUCUGGCUGAACAGCUGUGCAAUAUGGAGGCGCGCAGCAACGCGGGUCAGACGCCGUUUGAUGUAGCUGACGAAAGCGUUGAAGAGCUCCUGGAGGAGUUAUCCCAGAAACAAGCCAACUGGCGUAAUGAACGUUCCAUAUUGGACAGGCAAAACUCAGCAGGCUCCAACGCUGCGAAUGCACAAAACAAGCGGAGGAGGAGCUCGGUUUGCAGGAUGAGCAGCAAGGACAAGAUGAACGUACAGGACCAGUCUAAAGAGAGGGGAGUCUCAGGAGGACUGGAGCUGAGCGAGGAGAAGGAGGGCAGCCCAGAAAGCUCCACCGCUUCCAGCCCGGACACCGAGAGUGUGACCACAUCUACGGUCAGCCCCGCUGACAAGACACCAGAGGAAAAAGACGAGGAGGAGGACAAGGAGCAGGACAAAGCGAACCGAACCGCCAGAGUCCAGCCGACUCCUCAGAUGAGGGACGCUGCAGCCGAGAGUCCCAACACUCCCAACGCCGACAGACGCAAGUUUCAGGCUCCAGUUCGAGAUGAAGAGUCCGAGUCUCAGAGGAAAGCUCGCUCUCGGCUGAUGCGUCAGUCUCGUCGCUCCACACAGGGUGUGACUCUGACCGACCUGAAGGAAGCGGAGAAGAGCGCGGCGAAGGCUGCCGAUCCUCCAACUCGAAACAUCCAACCCGUCAGCCCCAUCGUCACGGUGACGCCGGCUGAAAGGGAUACAGACCCGGUGAAGCUGGUGGAGUCGGAGGGGGAUAAACGUCUGGGAGUGAGGGACAGACGACGAGGGAGGACGGAGAGACGCUCCACCGGCAUCAUUCAGCUGGAAGGAGAAAACGACGAUGACGAUGCUCAUCUGGAAGACGCCAACAGCAACAACUCUUCUUACGGGAGUGAACUGGGAGAUUCAUCUGCUGACUACAGAACGCUGUACAUCAAGGUGCUGCAGGAGAACCUGGCGCUGAAGGACAAGCUGCAGGAGAUGGAGCUGCUGCUCAGCCAAAACAAAGUGGAGCUGGAGAGGCUCCGACAGGUUCGGCAGAGUCAAGAAACCAGCUCAGACAGACCGGCCCUGCUGGAGCUGGAGAGAUUUGAGAAGUUGGCCCUCCAGAGGAAAGCUGUGGAACUGGAGGACGAGCUGAAGGUACGACCGUUCACUGAAGCUCUGACGAUGAAUUCAGUUCAAGUAGGAAUAAACACAGAAAACCAGGAGAUCAGUCAACAUAAUGUCACAUUAAUGAUAUUCAGGUAUCAAGCUAAAGCUAAAAACAUUUAUUAUUUACAAAAAUCAGUCUUUUAAACUCACUGUCGUCUUCAGAAGAUGCGUUUUUAUCCCAAAACACUUUUUAUUGACGUCAUAGUUUCUGCAUCAGUAUUUUCAACCAAAUGCUGACAGAGAUUUGUUUAAAGUAUAUGUGUGAGUAUUUAUCUGAAAAUAGAUCAUGAUAAAAAAAAAGAAAA